Cannabis sativa is the source of this 1073-nucleotide messenger RNA. Its product is annotated as probable gamma-secretase subunit PEN-2. The record is from RefSeq and is a predicted model, not a curated record. Lineage: Eukaryota; Viridiplantae; Streptophyta; Magnoliopsida; Rosales; Cannabaceae. Bases 205 to 585 code for a protein of 126 amino acids. Gene Ontology annotation, cellular component: gamma-secretase complex. The transcript has 2 exons.
UUUUUGAACUCAGUGAAAAAUUUAAAGAAAUAAUUUGGUACGUGAAAAUUUUAGAAAAAAAAAAGCUACUUAGCCUUAAAAAAAAAUUGAAAGAGACGACUUAAACAUGGUCGUUUAAUACAAGAUCCGUUACCGACCUUCUCGCCAUUUGCAAGCGCUUCAGUUACCAAAUAUCGUCGUUGAAGGUUCGCAGUGUUCGUUUUCAUGGACAUGGAGGCAUCACAAACCAAUUCCGAGAACCCUAACCCUAACCCCAACCCUAACCCCAGCCCUACACCUAUCCGUAAUGCCAAUUCAAUAUCUUCUUCUUCUCCGGUGUGGCCAACCAUAGACGGCCCACUCGGACUCUCAGAGGAAGACUCAAUGAAUUAUGCCCGCAGAUUCUACAAAUUCGGCUUCCUUCUUCUUCCCUUGCUUUGGGCGGUCAACUGCUUCUACUUCUGGCCUGUUCUGCGUCAUUCUCGCUCCUUCCCUCGCAUUUACCACUUGUUAGUACUUUGGAUUGAUCCCAUGAGCAUGAAGUCCAUCUGUGUGGCGCAGCUAGUUAUGUAUCAAAAGAAGAUUUCUUCCAUUGAGCAUUGCUAGUCGGUCUAACAUUUAAUCGCUUUUGUAGAUGUUGUGAGAUCUGCAAUUGGGUUCACAGUGUUUACAACCCUUCUCUCUUCAUGGGCCCUCACAUUUUCAAUUGGAGGAACGCACCUGUUUGGCCCUGUGUGGGAUCAACUAGUAAUGUACAACCUUGCUGACAAAUUAGGCUUGACCAACUGGAGCUAGAGAUGUAUGUCUAUUCUUAUUCCUUUUGUCUUCCUCUUCUUUACUAUAUUAGUUGAUUCGAGUGGUUGGGACUGUUUGUUUGUUUGUUUAUUUGCAUUAUUGCUUAUUACCAUAAAGGACCUUGUAUAUCCCAUUGCUGUAAGAUGCUAUAUGCUGACAUUAAAUUAGAAAUUGGUCCUCUCUAUCUUCAUCUUGUGUGUAAGUACAACCACGUGACACCACAUGUCAUAAAGUCUGGUAUGGAAUCAACUGUCAUGACCUAGGCAUAAUAUGAAGGAAUCCCUCUUUUUUUUUUGGUA